Molecule: messenger RNA, 1347 nt
Organism: Penicillium alfredii
Lineage: Eukaryota; Fungi; Ascomycota; Eurotiomycetes; Eurotiales; Aspergillaceae
Exons: 2
Coding region: 1-1347 (448 amino acids)
Source: RefSeq, a predicted model, not a curated record
AUGCCUUUGCAGAAGACAUCCUCGCUCAAGACUUAUUUUGACGAGCUAGAAGAGACCAACGGCGAUGAAGAAUGCAAAGCCUGGCUCAGCAGAGCUUUUGACUUACGGGCUGAACUAGCAGCUUUUGUCGCUAGGCGGCGGGAAGGGGGGGUUCCGGAGAAUAUCUUCGGCGAUAGGCGGCCUGAUGCUAUUAUUCGGUUUCCGAAGCCUGGACACACAGCUUCAGCUUACAGGGACGAAAAGGUUGUGAAUGAGGUCCAGAUCAUGGGAUAUCUACGCCAAAACACCAAUAUCCCCCUUCCUCGUGUUCACAGCUGGGGCUUAAUUUCCGAAAGUCCACAACAACUUGGUCCAUUUAUUAUUAUGGAUUAUAUUAAUAGUAUACCUUUAUCGACUAUCUUGAAACAACCUGAUCUAGAAGAUAUGGUUCUCAACCCGAAUAUCGACAACACAAUCUUAGACAAGAUCUAUCAUCAAAUCGCCUCUUAUAUAUUCCAGCUUUCUCAACUUAAGUUUGCUAGGAUUGGGGCUAUCUCGAAGGACGAUGCUUCAGGAACAUGGCAUGUUACCGGAAGACCCUUAACAUAUAAUAUAAACGAGUUAGCCACUGUUGCCGGCUACCCUGAUGAUCAAUUCCCGACCGCACCAUUUAACCGUGCAAGUGAUUAUCUGAAGUCGCUCGCGAACGAGCAUUUGAUCCAUCUUCAGACCCAGCGCAAUCUUGCCGAUAAUACGGAGAUUGCUCGGAAGCGGUUCACUGCCCGCCAUCGGUUCGCACAGCUGGUGUCAAAGUACUAUCCUGACUCAGAGGACUACGGACUAUUUAUACCCUUCUGCGACGAUAUGCGACCAUCAAAUAUGCUUAUAAACCCGGAAACUUUUCAGAUCACUUCCAUUCUCGAUUUCGAGUUCUCAAAUGCCAUGCCAGCUGAGUUCACGUACGACCCGCCCUGGUGGCUGUUGCUCUCGGGACCGGAAAUGUGGCUUGAGCGCUGCGCGAUGGAUGAAUUUCUGGCUCUCUAUGAACCUAGAAUGGAGCAAUUCUUACGAGCUUUGGAGCAAGUGGAAAGUGAAAUGGCACUAGAGGUCAAACAGCGAGUUGGACUGUCUCUCUCUACCCGAAUGCGUGAUUCAUGGAGGACUGGGCGGUUUUGGUUCGAUUAUGCGGCAAGAAAGAGCUUUGAUGUGGACACCAUCUAUUGGGCAGCAUUACAUAACGACGGUGCGGGUAUUGAGUUGCUUGACGAUGAGGUGCGUGCAGAGAUGGAGCCGUUUACGAAGAUUAAGAUGGAGCAGUUGAAGGCAUAUAAGGAGGAGUGUACUGCUCGUUUUUCCUCGGAUACCUAG